AUGCCGGAAGAGCCAGAGGAGGUUUUGGAUCUAGAAAAGGAUUUAGUCAAGCCAACACAAGGACGACAAUCAAAUCAAUCCCCAACAGCAAAGGGAAGUGUUGCCCGUCCCGGUUCUCCAGAGAAGCAACAUCUUAGACAUAGUCGCCAUCGAUCUACGGGCUCCAUUAAGGAAGAGUCCACGCACCUCAGCGAGUCCUCUCCUGAUACAAACUCGCGUAUUCCUCGCCCACGGUCUUCUAGAAAGCGCGCACGCUCUGGAACGGAGUCUGGUGAUGACGUCUUUACCUCAGAAAACCGAGUGAUGAUUCCUAACAAUAUUUUCUCACGAUCUCCAGACGAAGGCCAGCUUCUCACCACACCCUCACCAGAGAGGCAUGAGCCAUUAUGGUCUCUUCCUCGUUCCGAUGAGUUCUCUAGCUCUUCGCCCAAAUUUCCAGCAAACGCUUCAACAGGUAGUCCUCGACGAGCUACACCAAAAGGACCACGAAACCAACCGGAUCGACAGCAGAGAACGACAGAACCUCCGUCUUUGACUAUUGACACUUCCUACGAUGUAUCGCCAGGUAGCGAGUCUCCGACCAAAAGAGGUGUUAACAGAUCACAGACUCUCGCCGCAUCUCCGACGAAAGAUGUUCGGAAGUCAAUCACUCUUCUUCGUCGCAUGAAUAGUGAAGCAUGUGACGAAGAUUCACGAUCAUAUCGACGCAUGGGUCGAAAUACAAGUUUCAUCCAGCAUAGCGACAGGAGUAUCAGGACACCUCCAAGCAAGCGCAAUUCAGCGAUAAGUAACGACAGUUUAACUAUUUGGGAAGAUGCUAGUGAGGACGACAUCGUGAUAUCACCCGCAGUCCGACAGAAGAACCUUCCAUUCAAAAUCCUUGAAAGAAUUGACUCUGAAGGCACAGUCGAGGAGAACUUGAAUGCCAUUGUGGAGAAUCAAAAGCUGCUGACCAUUCGCCAAGUGCCACCGAGCAGCAGUAUUAUAACCUCUGAGGUUGGUGAUCGAAACAACAACAGCGACAGUCCGGACGAAGUUGCACCCAAACGGAGCACAGCAAUGCAGACACCUAACAGUAAGGUAAGGGGUUAUGCCAGCGUGGCAGCAACUCCGGGAAGUCUGUACGACCGAGAUGGGUUCUUGAAGGAAUAA
Molecule: messenger RNA, 1152 nt
Organism: Talaromyces amestolkiae
Lineage: Eukaryota; Fungi; Ascomycota; Eurotiomycetes; Eurotiales; Trichocomaceae
Exons: 1
Coding region: 1-1152 (383 amino acids)
Source: RefSeq, a predicted model, not a curated record